CUGCCUGAGAGCCUGAGACGGUCCUGCUGCUGCCGGAGCCCUGCCAGCUGUCCGACGAUGUCGUCCCACCUAGUCGAGCCGCCGCCGCCCCUGCACAACAACAACAACAACUGCGAGGAAAGUGGCCAGUCUCUGCCGCAGCCGGCCGGCCUCAAUAGUUCCUGGGUGGAGCUCCCCAUGAGCAACAGCAAUGGCAAUGAUAAUGGCAAUGGGAAAAAUGGGGGGCUGGAACACGUACCGUCCUCAUCCUCCAUCCACAAUGGAGACAUGGAGAAGAUUCUAUUGGAUGCACAACAUGAAUCAGGACAGAGUAGUUCAAGAGGCAGUUCUCACUGUGACAGCCCUUCGCCACAAGAAGAUGGGCAGAUCAUGUUUGAUGUGGAAAUGCACACAAGCAGGGACCAUAGCUCUCAGUCAGAAGAAGAAGUUGUAGAAGGAGAGAAGGAAGUUGAGGCUUUGAAGAAAAGUGCGGACUGGGUGUCAGACUGGUCCAGUAGACCCGAAAACAUUCCACCCAAGGAGUUCCACUUCAGACACCCUAAACGUUCUGUGUCUUUAAGCAUGAGGAAAAGUGGAGCCAUGAAGAAAGGGGGUAUUUUCUCCGCAGAAUUUCUGAAGGUCUUCAUUCCAUCUCUCUUCCUUUCUCAUGUUUUGGCUUUGGGACUAGGCAUCUAUAUUGGAAAGCGACUGAGCACACCCUCUGCCAGCACCUACUGAGGGAAAGGAAAAGCCCCUGGAAAUGCGUGUGACCUGUGAAGUGGUGUAUUGUCACAGUAGCUUAUUUGAACUUGAGACCAUUGUAAGCAUGACCCAACCUACCACCCUGUUUUUACAUAUCCAAUUCCAGUAACUCUCAAAUCCAGUAUUUUAUUCAAACUCUGUUGAGGCAUUUUACUAACCUUAUACCCUUUUUGGCCUGUAAGACAUUUUAGAAUUUCCUAACAGAGUUUACUGUUGUUUAGAAAUUUGCAAGGGCUUCUUUUCCGCAAAUAAAAAUUAAAAAUUUUUUUU
Messenger RNA from Macaca mulatta (Rhesus monkey), 1011 nucleotides. RefSeq names its product BCL2 interacting protein 3 like (gene BNIP3L). Gene Ontology annotation, cellular component: nucleus; mitochondrial envelope; nuclear envelope. The record is from RefSeq and is marked provisional. Gene Ontology annotation, biological process: defense response to virus; positive regulation of apoptotic process; mitochondrial outer membrane permeabilization. Lineage: Eukaryota; Metazoa; Chordata; Mammalia; Primates; Cercopithecidae.